Messenger RNA from Suricata suricatta (meerkat), 1299 nucleotides. RefSeq names its product olfactory receptor 5F1-like. Gene Ontology annotation, cellular component: membrane. The coding region runs from base 1 to 1299 and encodes 432 amino acids. The record is from RefSeq and is a predicted model, not a curated record. Gene Ontology annotation, biological process: sensory perception of smell; G protein-coupled receptor signaling pathway. The transcript has 3 exons. Gene Ontology annotation, molecular function: olfactory receptor activity; G protein-coupled receptor activity; odorant binding. Lineage: Eukaryota; Metazoa; Chordata; Mammalia; Carnivora; Herpestidae.
AUGGCCUAUGACCGGUACGUGGCCAUAUGCAACCCCCUCCUUUACUCCUUGGUCAUGUCCAGGACAGUCUGCCUCAAAAUGGCAGCAGGGGCUUUUGCAGCAGGAUUCCUGAACUCCAUAGUGAACACCAGUUUUGUAGGCAGCCUGCCAUUCUGUGGCUCCAAUGUCAUUCAUCACUUCUUCUGUGACAGCCCUCCACUUUUCAGGCUCUCAUGCUCUGACACACAGCUUAAUGAGAGUAUCAUUUCCACCAAAAACGAUACUUCGCUGACUGAGUUCAUCCUCUUGGGAUUAGCAGACACCGUGGAGCUACAGGCCACCCUCUUUUUGCUUUUCUUUGUGAUUUACACACUGACAGUCUUGGGGAAUGUUGGGAUGAUCCUCUUAAUCAGCACUGAUUCCCGACUUCACACACCCAUGUAUUUCUUCCUGGCUAACCUGUCCUUCGUGGAUGUUUGUUACUCCUCCACCAUCACCCCAAAGAUGCUGGUAGACUUAUUAUCAGAGAAGAAAACCAUCUCCUUUGCCGGCUGCUUCCUGCAGCUGUACUUCUUUAUCGCCUUGUCCACAACCGAAUGCAUCCUCUUUGGCUUAAUGGCCUAUGACCGGUACGUGGCCAUAUGCAACCCCCUCCUUUACUCCUUGGUCAUGUCCAGGACAGUCUGCCUCAAAAUGGCAGCAGGGGCUUUUGCAGCAGGAUUCCUGAACUCCAUGGUAAACACCAGUUUCGUGGGCAGCCUGCCAUUCUGUGGCUCCAAUGUCAUUCAUCACUUCUUCUGUGACAGCCCUCCACUUUUCAGGCUCUCAUGCUCUGACACACAGCUUAAUGAGAGUAUCAUUUCCACGUUUGCUGGUGUGAAUAUGGUGGGGGCUCUGCUCAUCAUCCUCACCUCUUACUCCUACAUUCUCUUCUCAAUCUUCCAUAUGCAUUCAGGGGAGGGGAGGCGCAAGGCAAUUUCCACCUGUGCCUCUCACGUGAUGGCUAUAACUCUGUUCUAUUCCACCACCAUCUACACCUAUCUGAGACCCAGUUCCAGCUACUCUCUGGGUCAGGACAAAGUGGUGUCCGUGUUCUACACAGUAGUGAUCCCCAUGUUGAACCCUCUGAUCUACAGCCUCAGGAAUGAGGAAGUAAAGAAGGCUUUGUGGAAGGAAAAGAACCCACAAGGACUCUCCGCUCUGCCGGUCAGGGUGGACAAGACAGGUACCCGCCAAAUGCCGGGGAUGAGCGCCCCGGGACCUGGCACUCGGUUAAGACACUUUUCAAAACCUGUGAGUGUCACAAAGUUAGAAAAAUAA